AUGGAGUGCGGGCCGGGGCGCCUGCCGGUGGGGCCAAGCGAAGGAGGGAGGGGAGGGUCGAAGAGAGGGGAUGAGGCCGAGGGCGAUUUGGGCACCGUGCGCGACCGUGCGCUGCCCAUUGGGAUGGAGCGUUUUGUGGGUCGCUCGGACGGCUCGCUGGAGGACGAGUCGGCCGCCGGUGAGCGGCCUCCGUGCGAGGAUCCAAGGGUGGAUCACUGUGAAAGCUCAAAGACAGAAGGAACAAUGGCUUACACAGAGGACACUGCCAAUGAAGCCACAGCAAGCCUAAAGCCACUGCUUGACGUGCUCCGUGGCGAUGUUUGGCAACAGGAGGCCAAUACCCCAUAUCAACCUUGGAUAUCAUCAAAGCACGACCAAAAGUUGCUGGCGAGCUCUGUCGAUGAGUCAUUCGUACUGGGAGCUGACUACUCAUGGACUAGAGAUGGGCACGUCAGCGAGUGGGGCGAUGGUACAUGCGACUCCCUGAGUGGUGCAGACAGUGGCCACAUGAGAGGCAUUGACGGUGGAGACUCCGCACAAGGAAAUGAACAAGAACUCUUGGAGAUCAACUCUGUUUCCUCAAAGUCCUGUACCUCAACUCCACACCCAAAGCAUUAUCAUGCUGGGGUGCUGGGCCUGUUUGGGCAGAUUCCCAGCCCUGUGCACGAUUGUGGGGAUGAGUACUAUCCGGGCUCAGGAGUGAUGAUCAGGAGCAGGGCCUAUGAUCGGGAAGCUGGUGCAGGCACAUUGCCACAGGGUCACAGGUGUAAAACAAGCAGUUUAGCGGUGUCAAACAGUGCCAAAUGUGGCUUGCAGGGAGGUGGUAGUCCGGCUGACUGCGCUGACUUGCCAGCUCCAAAGCAUGCUGUGGAUGCACUGUUUCACGGUGAUCAGAGAAUCUCCAUGGAUGAAGUCGUUAUCCGGUCGCUGUCAGGAGCUUGGACUGACGACCAAGUGCAAGGCCGUAUGCAGGACACAAGUGAAGACCAAUCGCAAACUGGGAUUCAGCAUCUAUCGCAAGAUUGGUGUCGCCCACGUCGUGAGAAGCUCACUCAUGGUAGGCACUUCGUUGACCACAGAAGCACAGCAGCCCGUUUCCAAAGCCCCGGGAAGGAUGGCUGUGUGUCUGACAACCCUGUGACCUGGAGCAAGCAAUAUCUGGUGAGUGGGCGGUGGGACAAGCAGGGUGAGCGACACCUGCCUUCGUCUUCGUCUUUGUCGUCCUCUGCAUCACAAACAGGAUCUCCCAAAUCAAAUCAUGCUGGCACUGUCAUCCCAAGGCCAAAGUUUCUGUCCCACUGCAACAGCAUCCCAAUUGACCCAGCAAAAGCAAAGUGGCCUCCCCAAUCGGAGGCACCCCACAGGACAUGUGUGCCCACAGAUGGCCACCAGGGAUGCCCACCUGAUCAAGGCAGAUAUGUCAGAGCAUCCACUGCAUGCAGGGCUGCAGUGGGUGGGAAUGCAGAUGGCAGAGAUGCUCGUCAUUGUUACCCAUCUGGUGCUGGCAGGGCACCCUCAAGAGUCAGAGAAACUGGCAACAAUUUUCGAGUUGUCUCCCAUGCAUGGGCACCCCAACAGCGCCAGGCGCAGUCACAGCAAAUACUCAACAGUCCUCCAUCCCAUGGGUUUAUAAGGGAUGAUGGAGAACGCACUGGAAGGGAGCAGGAGAGAGGCCACGGGAAUGGCAACAUUGUGAUGUGUGGCCAGCACCAGCGGCGCUGCAGUUGGGGAGGGCCUGCUGGGUGUGACCCCAGGCCACACCUUUGGCAAAAGGGAGUUGGCCAUGUGGAUGAUCAGCGGCCCAGGAUGCGUCCGCAGCAUGGGCGACACCAGUCCAUGUCUGGUCUGGAUGGGUACAAUCUGCAGAUGCAGAGCAGGACAUUUGAGCCAAGCAAUAUGUGCGGACGCCCAGCAGAGAAGCUUCACAAACCACAGGUGAGAAAGUCCGAGGCAGUGCCUGCAGCGGCGUAUCGCAAGGAGCAGGGGGUUGAGGACGUUGACCUCGCAAAGCCGCCUGGAUUGAAUACAGCAAUGGCCCAAGGGCGUGGGGCUUCUUACAGCAGUUAUGGAGGUCGAAAGGGGCGGGAUAGUUGGGAACAUGACCAUUGUCAUGGUGGGGAAAUGGACCAGCUCAACCGAGGGCAACAGUACGGAGACAGAGAGCGCAGGACAGGCUUGGACUGCUUCUCACGGCCCCAAAACGCACCUCUAAACCAGGGUGAGGUGUACAGGGGCAAAUCACAGAACGGCUGGGGGAACAAUGGCAUCCAAGCACACUCCAUCAACGGGAGAGGCGAUCACACCCAUUCCCGCUGGGGUGAAGGCCACGAGGGAAUCCCCGACAAGUUUGCUGGCUGUCGUGGUGUCGAUCUGCGGGAAUCUGGCUGCAUGGAGACAGUCAAGAUGGCACCCGCAAGUCGGCCAGACAAUGGAAAACGGGAAAGGCAUUCGUGUGAGUUCAUGCAGGUGCAGCAUUUUGACGUGUCAAAGAGCAGAGCUAGACCUUGGCAGCCCCAUGGCAACAACUCUGCUGCUUGGUCUGAUGGGGAAGCAUGGAGGCCAUGGGCUGCCGAAGGGUUGGGCCAUAAGGGGUCUGCCAAGUCGCUUCAAGCCCGCCAAUGCUGUGAAGACAGGUCGCCAAUGGGGGACAGGUGGGCAGGGUGGCAGAGGAACGAGGUUUUGGGAUGGAGGAAGUCCGGAGAUGGAGGCAGCAUGCCUGCUGAACACGGCCACUCUGGAGACCGUCUGAAUUAUCCAUCUACGGGGAAAGUGGACGUGGAGCCUGCGUUGAAGUACUUGUCCAGGGAUAGGAGAAGGGAGCCACCGCCAGCCAGACUGGACAACAGCUUCGGGGAUGGAAGGGGGCAUGACCAGCCCAAUCCUGGAGGUCCCCGACGCUUCCCUCCUAAUUCGACACAGCUCCGGCAGUGGAGGGGGCACGACACUCAUCACCAUGGCUGCGGGGCUGCCAGCCAUUCACCUAGUACCACCCAUGGAGAGUCGCCAAAGUUGCUGUCUCCAGGUGAGCAGGUGGGCAACCACGGGCAGGGAAGGCGCCCCUACAGAGGGCCAAGGAAGAGAGGUGGGCAUGCUUCGGAGGGAAACAAAGGACAGCACCCGUUCGAGCCCAGGGCAGAACAGCGCCCAAGGGCCGAAGGAAAGAGAAUGCAUCGCAUUGCGGCCCCUGCGAAGCAGUGGCAUGGGCCUCAGCGCACGAGGGCGCAGGAUGCCCUCUGUGGACGCAAGCCGGCAACUCGAGCGUCCUGGCAGUGUGUGCCUGGCAGGGUACCGGGCCCUGCAGGUCGGGGAGGAUGUGGAAUGCCUGCAGAUGGACUCCCCAGUGGCUGGACACCGGGGGGGAGGGGGCCCAGGCUCUUCUCCAGACACGAGUCUGAUGCGGGCUACUAUGACAGCGAUGGGGACGUGUCGACCUACAGCGACGUUGGCAUUGCAGACCCGCGUUCUUACGUUUCGAGGAAGCCCCCAGGCGUGCCACUGCUGGACCUCAGGAGUGUGCCCACCCUUAUCGACGAAUGA
Molecule: messenger RNA, 3537 nt
Organism: Ostreobium quekettii
Lineage: Eukaryota; Viridiplantae; Chlorophyta; Ulvophyceae; Bryopsidales; Ostreobiaceae
Source: the annotation of a GenBank genome assembly